GAUCAUCAUCAGGAAAUGGAUGCCUGGUACAAGACCAAAUUCCAGGACUUGAACAAGGCAUCAGCAAGACAUGUGGAAUCCGUACGGGGAAUUAGAGAAGUUGUUGUGGGCUACAAGAAGGAUCCCCGUAUCGAGGCUCUGAAGCUGGAAAUGAAGACAGUGAAAGAGAAGAUCACUCUGCUGCUGAAAGAAUAUCAGGAUCUCCUCAAUGUGAAGAUGGCUCUUGAGAUCGAGAUCACCACCUACAGGAAGCUGAUCGAAGGCGAGGACUCCCGUUUGUCAACAAUGGUGCAAGGCAUGUCUCUGAUGAGUGCCAGCAUCUCUGCGAGUCUCAGCACCUCAGGGGUGAGGGUGAGUGGAGCUUUGGCUGAACCGGCUGGUGGAGCAGCUGCAGUGGCUUUCAAGCCAUCGCAGUCUUCUAAUGGCAACCAGGAAACUAAGGAGGAAUUCUCUCACGAGCAGGCCGUAGAACUGACAGAGAGGAAGACCGUCCUCAUUAGUUAAGACAGACGAGGACGUCAUCCAGAAAGACACACAAGAGCGCACCAUCACCAUCUCCGGAGCAGCAGACGAGACAGAAGAGUAACCUGACCUCACACUAGAUCUCUCUCUACUGUGUGUUCAUUUCUUCCCUCCACUAGCCAUUCUUUAUUACAUCAUCAUCAGAUCUUUACAUUUCCGUAUCACCUUAGAUGACUUUACACACAUACACGUUAUUCCUUUUCUAAUUGUUAGUGAUUGUUAGUAAAGAGGAGAAUGAGCUGUGUAUCAGAGAUGUGACACUGAUAUCGCAAAUAAAACACCUCAUGGUGCCGGUGUGUGAAGACUAAACCGCUAAUGCACUGUAUUCUAGCU
Tachysurus fulvidraco (yellow catfish) is the source of this 855-nucleotide messenger RNA. RefSeq names its product low molecular weight neuronal intermediate filament-like. The transcript has 4 exons. Lineage: Eukaryota; Metazoa; Chordata; Actinopteri; Siluriformes; Bagridae. Gene Ontology annotation, biological process: skeletal muscle organ development. Gene Ontology annotation, cellular component: sarcolemma; Z disc; cell-cell junction. The record is from RefSeq and is a predicted model, not a curated record. The coding region runs from base 16 to 504 and encodes 162 amino acids.